AUGUACAACGCCUUUGCCAGUCCUGCCAUUGCACGCCCAGAUGAAACGCCUGAUACAAUCGUCGAUGUGACCACUAUUGACGGGUUCCUUGCUUUCGUCAGAUUCUCCGAAGAGGUAGAUGGCCACUUCCAGACGCCGCCACAGGAAGCAUGGGAAGUUCCCGUCACGGCAUACUUAGCCAUGGGUUCCAGUUAUUCCCUCGAGAAAAGCCGCCAGCAGCAAUCGGAACAGCAGCAAUGGGAUCGACUACGCCGCUUCAAACACGAGACAGACGAGUUAUACGCCACGAUACGAAAGCAUUCCAGCCCCCCCGGUUCGGGCUUUCUGCGAAGAUGGCUAGGACUACACGAUAGUCCCUCGGAGCUCCGCAACCGCGGAUUGCUCGCACUCAGGGGCAUAUACUAUAACAAGCUGCCUAGUUGUUCCCUUGGGGCAUUCGCUGCCAUGGUCGUCCAACACUGCAUCCGCGAGACACUCUGCCUGCCCAGCCCUGAUGAAACAGCCCUAGGUGCAUGGAGGGAUAAUCUGCUGAACAAGCCAGAGCAAGAGCAACUUCGUCAUCUCUUCGGCCAGCUCUUCCCGAAAGACAACUCUGCCAGACUAGGAAUUGGGAGGGAUCAGUCAUUCUCCGGUGUUCAAGAAAACUACAUCGAAGUGGGCGGGCAGUUCAAUAGCGAUACGACAUCAACACUGUCAUCAACGAACCAUUUCUUCCACGAGGAUGCUAUCUCCAUACAGCCGCCAUUCCCUAGUACAAAUACCGAUUCAAUGUGGCGAACGCGUGUAGCAUACAACACACAGCAAAGGACUAAUCAAUAUUACUCACCAAUGUUCGAUCCCGCGCUCAAUGUUUUCGGUGGCGCAUCGCCCUACAUGGGCCAGUCCUUCGAUCCGUCAUCCCUUGCUCUCCAAUGCGUACCUGGUCCUUCGUCAGGUUACCCUGCACCCAUCCAUCCGGUUCAUCCAAUGUACCCACACCCUCUUUCAACACCUAUCCCCCCUGACAGCCAACAACGACAUACGGCCCACAGUGACCAACGAACACCUAACCUUGCUGCCAAGCUGAGAAGAUCGCCACCAUUCCAGCUCUUCACAUGCUUCGUUAAAGAAUUCUCUCAGACCGAGCUGCUGUCAAUCGACAAAGUCACCACACCAACUGACGAUACCUACAGAGCAUUUACUGAUGAUGUUUCGACACACGAUCAAACGGAGUUCGUGGGAGACAUCAAGCUCCAUCUCUUCACACCUUUGAUGUCCACAUCGCAGUCUGUGACCAAAGACCCCACUGCGAAAGGCAUUAUCGCAGCUGCGGAGCUCAUGUUCUCACUCGGAAACCUUCAUUGUCUUAGACAGCUGGAAGACUAUCUAAUCUUACUCGGUCAACGACUUCUACAACCAAAAGAGACAUUCGAGACAUUUGCAAGGCUUGUCGUUGAGACAUGCGUAAAGAGUGCGCCCAGGCCGGGAAUACGACAGUUCUGCUACCCCGAGGCCACCGUUCACGUGGAUCUCCAAUACACCGACCGAUAUCUAGAGGCUCAACUUAACAAGUUGUCAAUCACAGAAGGCAGUCGAUACGCCCCCCAAGACAUGGACAAUUACCUACCGCCUCACAGCCUCCGAGUACCAUCGACGCGCGGGACUACAUCGCACCAUAGUGGCUCACAGGAGACUUCGGGCUUGGAUGAGGAUGAAGCACACACUCCCACCACCUUUUCGCAAGACACCGACCCAAGCUCGAAGCGCUGCCCCUACUGCUCGAAUGUAUACAGAGGCCAAUAUGCAAACACGUCACUCUCGCGCCACAAGCGGACCAGCCACACCAACACUUUAUACAACUGCCCAUACUGCCUCAAACACGACAAGCGCAGCGAUAACCUCGGCCAUCACAUCAAGACGCAGCACCCCGGCAUGAUGAUCCCCAAGCUGGGCAAGAAAGGGAGGGAGAGACCCGGGACGCAUACAUCUUCGUCGUGA
Anthostomella pinea is the source of this 1977-nucleotide messenger RNA. The record is from the annotation of a GenBank genome assembly. NCBI's taxonomy places the organism in Eukaryota, Fungi, Ascomycota, Sordariomycetes, Xylariales, Xylariaceae.